UACCUGAGUCCUCAGAUAGUCAGUCCUGGCUGCGGGCCUCGUCACACACGAUCACUCUCAUCAUCAGAGCUCGUUGCAUCCCUUCUUCUUCGUCUUCAGCCCCACUCACUUGGUCGUCACCUUUCCUUGGUCUUCUCGUAAUAUAAUCUUUUCAGCUCGGCUCAGCCACUUCUCACUUCACAUCCACCUUCACUCCUGUCCACUUCUUGGCUUGGUUGGUGAAGUAGACGUUGUGGUUGUCUCACAUUGUGUCGUGGUUCUCUCUUCUCCGGUCACCCCACUAAAGCAGCCAGUGUUCCCUGUCUCCUCCUCCCCCACACACAAGCACGACACGAGUCCACUGCGGAGAUUGAUUUUCAAAAACUUCUGAGACUGACUAAUUGUUAAGCCGUGAUAAUUAAACGACACAAGAUGCUCAUCUUCUCCAAAGCGGUGAGUUUGCUGAUGGGGAGUGAAUUGUGCUGGACACUCGUCAGCUUCCUCCUCGUCCUCGCCCUCGUCAGAGUCGUCCAACUCGUGCUCUACCUGAGAAAACUGCCCCCCGGUCCUUGGGGCGUCCCCUUCCUCGGAUUUCUACCCUUCCUCAACGGCAUCCCACACCUCCAAUUCAACGACAUGAGCAAAAAGUACGGCUCGACCUUCUCCGCCAGACUGGGCAACCAAUUGCUCGUCGUCCUCUCGGACUACAAGAGUAUACGGAAGGCCUUUCGCAAGGAAGCCUUUUCCGGAAGGCCGGAAAACGAGAUCUCUGCCAUCAUUGAGGGAUACGGCGUGGUGAAUGUGGACGGCAAGUUGUGGAAAGAACAGAGAAAGUUUUUACACGAGCAGCUUCGUCGCUUCGGAAUGAAACAGGUGGGAGCUGGAAAGGAGCAGUUGGAAGCCAGAAUUAUGAAUGAGGUGUCCCACUUUUUGGCUCAACUAUCCGAGGAACCGGUCGGAUCUCCGCUAAGUCUGAACAAUGCUCUGACGCUGUCCUUCUCCAACAUGAUCUGCUCCCUCCUCAUGAGCGUCCGCUUUUCCAGAAACGAUCCCCGCUUCAAACGCUUCAUGGGGCUCAUUGAAGAAGGCUUUCAACUCUGCACGUCCACCGGAGCUUCUAAUUUCAUCCCUUGUCUUCGUCACCUUCCUCGACUCCAGGCUCUCAACGUCAAAAUACAAGCUAAUCGGGACGAAAUGUCCGAGUUUUUCCGAGAUAUUGUGGAGCAGCAUAAGGAGACUUUUGACCCGUCCGACAUCCGGGACGUGGUGGACACUUACCUGCUCGAGAUUGAGAUUGCCAAGCAGGAGGGCAGAGAUAUGGAGCUGUUCCAUGGAAAAGACGCUGAUCGUCAAAUCUAUCAAAUUUUGGGAGACUUGUACUCGGCUGGAAUGGAGACGACGAAAACCACGAUGAACUGGGCCGUGUUGUACAUGCUCCACUAUCCCGACAUCCUAAAGAAGGUCCAGAAUGAGUUGGAUGAGGUUGUGGGUCGCAACCGUCUCCCAUCUUUAGAAGAUCUCGCAAACCUGCCCUACACGGAGGCCACCCUGCUCGAAGUGUUUCGCCGUGCUUGCAUCGUUCCUUUGGGGACUACACAUUCCACAACGACUGACGUGAUGCUGGACGGCUUCCUCAUACCAAAGAACUCCCAAGUGAUCCCACUCAUCUACGCCGUGCACAUGGACCCCACGCUCUGGUCUGAGCCAGAAAAGUUUGACCCCACGCGAUUCCUCAACGCCAAAGGUCGCGUUGUGAAGCCCGAGUUUUACAUCCGCACGGGACGCCGCAUGUGUCUCGGUGACGUGUUGGCUCGUCACCAGCUCUUCCUCUUCUUCACCUCUCUCCUCCACGUCUUCGACAUUGAGCCCGUGCAAGGGGCAACUCUCCCUGAUCUCGUGGGCAAGAGUGCAGUCACCAUCAUUCCCGAUGAGUACGAGCUUUGCAUGAAGCCAAGGAACCUCGAGUUGCUCAACAACUCUGUCAAAUGUGAUCAGUCCAAUAAUGCAGCCCCAAAUGUGGCCAACUCCGAGAAGAGGAACAUUGGUCAACACUGAAGCAGCAGGGGAACAAAGAUAUGUGACGAGAUGAUGACGACUGACUCGGUCCGUCUGGUCGGAAUCUUAUUCACUCCUCAAAUCCAAUAUCGAUGAUCAAUCAAUCAAUCAAUUAUAUUCACCAGUUCGUUGCGCCAGUGCCAUUUUAUGUAUUACCUCAACAACUACUCAGCUCAGGUCAUGCCCACCUAUGUAUCCACCAGUACCAAGGCCACGGCCCCCCUUCCCCCCCACCCCUCGUGGUUUACUGGUUUGGUUGUAUCACCAUCUUCAUAAAUAUUAUGAUCAAGUGAUUCGUGGUGUCACCUCCCACAUUUACCACAAACUAAACCCCUUCAAUGUUUGCUAUAUUAUGUUUGCAACUAUUUAUCGCAUUGAUGCAGGGAUUCUUGUUUUUUGGCGACUUUAUUGACCCACCGACUUUUUAAAACAAAAAAACUAUAUAAAUGUACACACACACAAGCACACACACCGACUCGAGUCAGUUCACCAACCAACCAUCCUGUAAUUGUCCCUUUAGUGAUUGAUAUGCCCUGUGCAAAUUGCUCACAGCACUCAAAUACGCAAAAUGCAUACCUGUAUGCGUAUGUAUGUACGUGUAUGACGACGACCCUGGGAAAAAUUCGGCCAGGGUUCGGUUAUGAAUGCAUUUAUUUACACAACACAUUUACACAAUAUCUUAAAAGUUAGGAUGACAAUAUCGACGAUAAAGCUCAUCCGCAGUCAGGUUUAUUUUUUGAUCCCACCGAGUUACCGAAUAUACCUUUAAAUAGCCUAGAAUUGAAUUAAGUGUCACAGCAGCCACGUGACAUUUUAAUUUCACCCUUAUCUCAGCUCUACAUAAGUAUAAGGCACACGUUAAUUAAUGCGUGUAAUUAUAAUUACUCAGGUGACUUUGACAGUUUCACAGGCAAAACUUACCCGAAAAAGGGACAAGCUGAGAUUGGUUGGUGUUCCUUAUCAAUGUUUUUAUAUUACCACUUUUUUGCACGUAGGCUAGAAAAUUAUAUAAUAGUUUUUUUUUUAGAUAUCUAUAAUAAGUAAUAGUGUAAUAGUCUUGUAAGUAUUUAUUGCCCUAGAGCUUAGUUAAUUAUAAUUAUCCUUUUAAUUAUUACUUAGAGAUUUAAAAUAAAUAUGACCAAACGACUAUUCGUGUUGGUCAAAUGUGUCAAUUGAGAAAGCGAGAAAGUAAGACUUUCACUCAAAACAUGUCAAAGUGUUGGGAUUUUGCAUUCUGGUGAAUUCUGCUUUCUAGUCACGACGACGACGAUAUUCACUGGAUACACUUUCUCCUAAUGCUAAUCCAUAAAUAAAAUUUGCAAAAGAAAAAAGAGAUGAAAUUAUUUGUCCAAAAAAAUUGCAGUUUUAAAUUUUGAGUUAUGAAUGUAUAUUUACGUAGUCCUAAAUUUUAUCAUUACCCUCUGUCACUUGUCUAAAACUCGUUCUCAUGAUGACCAUGAGUACUUGUGUAAUGUAAAAAAACUACAAUGAUUGCGAUUAAUAUUUUAAUUGGUUUAAUUAUGAACCACUUUGAACCACUGUAAUCGUUUUUAGUAAAUGUUCUUAGUAAAUUAUUCAUACAUACAUUUCGUUGUAAACUACUUGCUUAUGUUGAAAAAUAUAUUUUAAAAAAAUGA
Molecule: messenger RNA, 3671 nt
Organism: Folsomia candida
Lineage: Eukaryota; Metazoa; Arthropoda; Collembola; Entomobryomorpha; Isotomidae
Product: cytochrome P450 18a1-like
Biological process (GO): xenobiotic metabolic process
Cellular component (GO): cytoplasm; intracellular membrane-bounded organelle
Molecular function (GO): heme binding; iron ion binding; oxidoreductase activity, acting on paired donors, with incorporation or reduction of molecular oxygen, reduced flavin or flavoprotein as one donor, and incorporation of one atom of oxygen
Source: RefSeq, a predicted model, not a curated record